UAUUUGAAUAGGAGAUUUGUGUGUUUGUGCUUUCUUGUUCAAUAAAAUUCUUCACAAAAUGGUUGUUUCUGAUUUGAGAUUUAAUGUGGUUAAGCCGUCAGCCGGAGCCACGGGUACUGGAUCCAACUUAGAUCCUAAGAAAAUGAGGAGAAUAAUUGCAGAAGACCCAGACUGGUCUCUUAACAUUGUCCCACUUUUAAAGGAUCUCGCUCUGAACCACAUAAUCAACAACUUUUCAAACAACCCAAUUCUAAAAGGUCUUCAUCCAAAAGACAAGAUAAAGGUACUGGAUAGAAUCGACACGAAAAUCCCGUUGACGGUAACAUCCCACCUAGUAGAGGAUGAGGGUUACUGGAAGAGAUGCUGCAAAGCUAAAUGGGCAGUCUGUGAUGUCUCUAUUUACGAUGGGAGCUGGAAACAAAUGUUUUUUGAGCGUCAUCUUGAGGAGUUGAUUGAAAACUUUGUUCCCGGGAAGACAGAAGAUGAGGUUGUGGAUGCUGCCAUCCCUUUGUGCUCCAAGUAUGUAAAGCAGCUCAACAUCCGACAGCUCUUGCCUCCUGUAUCAGAUUCGCCAAAGUCGGAUGAAAACAUCAGUGAUCUUGGGAGUGAUGCAGGAUCAGAAGCCCCAUCCAUGGAUCACUUUGAGUUUGGUACACUAUUGGAGAAACUGCCUCACUUGGAAAAGUUUAAGGUUUCAUACGGGGUUCGAGAUUGUGGGAUGAACUUUGAAUGGAGUUUGUUUCACUUCACGCAGCGGGAUUGCCUCCUCCUUGCAAAGAGCAUUAAGUCCUGCAAACACCUGAAGAAGCUGUGCAUUUAUAAAAGUAAAGUGGAUGAUGAAAAAGUCAGAGUCCUCAUCAGUCAUUUGCUUGAUCAUCCCAACCUCACUGAGAUCGACUUCUCCCAUAACUGCAUCGGAGACAGAGGAGCAAGAGCUAUUGGAAAGUUGAUUAACAACCGAUGCCCAAAGCUUCGAAAAGUGGAUGUUUACGACAACAUCAUUCGUUCGGAAGGAGCAAAAGCGAUCGCGUUUGCACUGACGAAGAACUCGACUCUUCAGUCUCUUAAUCUUCGACUAAAUCGACUUGGUGAUGAAGGAGGUCAAGUUUUAUGCAAAGCCCUGCUUAAAAACAACACACUGAAGGAGUUGAAUGUGGCUUCUAACGAACUCACGGAACCUACAGCUGCCAUUCUCUCACAAGUCCUCCAAUCCAACACAUCUCUCACAUCCAUGAAUCUCUCCGGGAAUCGCAUUGGAGUUGACGGAGGAAAGCAACUUCAAGAAGGAAUGGAAUCAAAUAAAACCAUUGUGGAGUUAGACCUGAGACUCACAGAAGCAGGCCAGGAGAGUGAGUACUGUAUUAAUCUUGUCUUGAAAACAAACCAAGACAAUGCAAGAGAAGCAGAAGAAGCUCAGAGUAAAAAAUAAAAGAGAUCUAAAUUGAUUGUGUUUUUCACAUUUUUAUUCUUUGUAAAUUUGUAUGUGCUGUACUUUAAAUUUGCGUAUUAUGUGUCAUAAAAUACAUGAUUCUGGUAAUGCUUUAAUAAACAAUACUUUUUCCAAA
Messenger RNA from Ciona intestinalis (vase tunicate), 1565 nucleotides. The record is from RefSeq and is a predicted model, not a curated record. Lineage: Eukaryota; Metazoa; Chordata; Ascidiacea; Phlebobranchia; Cionidae.